Molecule: messenger RNA, 505 nt
Organism: Spodoptera littoralis (African cotton leafworm)
Lineage: Eukaryota; Metazoa; Arthropoda; Insecta; Lepidoptera; Noctuidae
Source: the annotation of a GenBank genome assembly
CAUCAGUCGCUCGAUUGCCUUUCAAUCACAAACAGUCCCAGGACAAAACACAAACCCUUCAAAAAUGAAAUCGUUCAUCGUACUCGCCCUCUUCGUCGCCGCCGCCGUCGCCGCUCCCGCCAGCUCCGACGCGGACGCCGUCGUCCUCCGCUACGAUAGUGACAACAUCGGAGUUGAUGGAUACAACUAUGCCGUGGAGACCUCCAACGGCAUUGCCACUCAGGAGCAGGGUCAGCUGAAGAACGCCGGCACUGAAAACGAGGCUAUCGAGGUCCGCGGCCAGUACUCCUACACCGGCCCCGACGGUGUUGUCUACACCAUCACCUACAUCGCCAACGAGCUCGGCUUCCAGCCCCAGGGCGCUCACAUCCCCCAGGCUCCUUAAGUGAAUUUCACUAAUUCCAAUAUCUAGUCCAAAAAUACUCAUCCUUAACCCUACUUCCUUCCUUUGUUGAUAAUAAUUGUCCACACCAAGCGAUCUGUGAUAUGAUCCUGAAAGAAUUUG